UACGAAACGGAAGUAAGAGGCCACUUCCGGCCCGGGAAGCAGCGGAGAAGAUGCUGUGGCGUGCUGUGUGGAGAGCGGCGACCCGGGUCCCCGGCCCCUCCCCUCCGCGUCGGGGACUGCGCCUGCGUGGAAUAGACCGGUCACCUCACCCCUCCGGCUUCCCAGAUGCGGCCCCUCCCACGGAGGAGAGGGUGCUUCGGCCUCUCUACAUGGAUGUGCAAGCCACUACUCCCCUGGAUCCUCGAGUGUUGGAUGCCAUGCUCCCCUAUUUGAUCAACUACUAUGGGAACCCACACUCCCGGACUCAUUCAUAUGGCUGGGAAAGUGAGGCCGCGGUGGAGCAUGCACGCCAGCAAGUGGCAUCAUUGAUUGGAUCUGACCCCCGUGAGAUUAUCUUCACUAGUGGAGCCACCGAAUCCAACAAUUUAGCAAUUAAGGGGGUGGCCAGAUUCUACAAGUUACGGAAAAAGCACGUGAUCACCACACAAACAGAGCAUAAAUGUGUGCUGGACUCAUGUCGUUCUCUGGAAGCGGAGGGCUUUCAGGUCACUUAUCUCCCAGUGCAGAAGAGCGGAAUCAUUGAUCUGAAGGACCUGGAGGCAGCAAUCCGGCCAGAUACAAGCCUUGUCUCUAUCAUGACUGUGAACAAUGAGAUUGGAGUGAGGCAACCUAUUGAAGACAUUGGACGGAUUUGCAGUUCCCGAAAAGUGUAUUUCCAUACGGAUGCAGCCCAGGCAGUUGGAAAAAUCCCACUCAAUGUGAAUGAUAUGAAAAUUGAUCUCAUGAGCAUCAGUGGUCAUAAGCUUUAUGGCCCAAAAGGAGUCGGUGCGAUCUAUAUCCGCCGCCGGCCCCGAGUGCGCGUGGAGGCGAUGCAGAGCGGCGGAGGCCAGGAGAGGGGCAUGCGCUCUGGGACGGUGCCCACCCCCCUGGUGGUCGGUCUGGGGGCUGCCUGUGAGCUGUCGCAGGAAGAGAUGGAGAAUGACCAUAAGAGAAUCUCCCUGCUAGCAGAAAGGUUGGUAAACAAGAUAAUGAGCAACCUUCCUGAUGUGGUGAUGAAUGGGGACCCAGAGCAACGUUAUCCAGGCUGCAUCAACUUGUCCUUUGCCUAUGUAGAAGGGGAGAGUCUGCUGAUGGCACUCAAGGACGUGGCUUUGUCUUCAGGCAGCGCCUGUACCUCUGCAUCCCUGGAACCAUCCUAUGUGCUUAGAGCCAUUGGCACAGAUGAAGACCUGGCCCACUCCUCUAUCAGAUUUGGCAUUGGUCGUUUUACCACAGAGGAAGAGGUGGACUACACAGCUGAAAAGUGCAUAUAUCAUGUUAAAAGGCUUCGGGAAAUGAGCCCACUGUGGGAAAUGGUACAAGAUGGAAUUGACCUGAAAACCAUCAAGUGGACACAGCACUAGACUGGGCAUCUGACUAUAUUUUCCCUCCUUCUUCCCACCUCAUUGGCCUAAGAACCACCAGGCAGCUGGGUCUCUUCUGUUACAAAACCACCACAGACCAAGUGAAGAUUCUACCUUUCCUGCUACAUUCACCACAAUCUAGUGUACCUCAAUAUCACACUGUUUCUAGGACAUGGACAAAACAGAGCUCUCUGCUCCUGGGUUCAGCUCCUUCAUACUGUCCAGAAAGCCUCUUUUUCCUCAGGACUUCAGAAGGUGGGCCUCCACAUCCUAAACCAGGGUGGGGGAACCUGCAGCCUUGAGGCCCCAUAUGGCCACCCAGGUACUCAGUGCAACCCUUUGACUGAGUCUAAACUUCACAGAAAAAAUCCAACUUGGACUCAGUCAAAAGGCCGCACUUGAGGACCUAGGGGGCCACAUGGGGCCUCAAGGCCACAGGUUCCCCACCCCUGUCCUAAACUAACAAGAACACUUGGACAGGAGUAAUAAUGCUGCUACUCUCUGUGUCGGGAUAGACCUGGAGAAGGGAAGGAAGAGCUCCUAUCUCCAUGACCCUUGUGAUCUGCACUGAGUUACACCAUAUUUAUGUCAGUCCUGCUGCUUACUUGUUCUGGCUUCUUCACAAGCUGAUGUGGUCAAGUUAAAUUUCUGUGUGUGGCAACCAAAGGCAACCCCCCUGUGUUGGCUGUAGACUUGGUUUCUUCACCCGGUAUGCCUGUUCCUGCCUUUUUUCCUUUGUUCUUUACACAUAGCUGUAAAUAUAUCUAUUACCCAGUAUUAUUCUAAUUUGUGUAGCCUUUUAUGAAACCUGUUAACUUGAAAAUUAAAGAAAUUAAACCCUC
Messenger RNA from Trichosurus vulpecula (common brushtail), 2245 nucleotides. It is a transcript of the gene NFS1, whose product is annotated as NFS1 cysteine desulfurase. The record is from RefSeq and is a predicted model, not a curated record. Lineage: Eukaryota; Metazoa; Chordata; Mammalia; Diprotodontia; Phalangeridae. The coding region runs from base 51 to 1403 and encodes 450 amino acids. Gene Ontology annotation, molecular function: cysteine desulfurase activity; pyridoxal phosphate binding. The transcript is spliced from 13 exons. Gene Ontology annotation, cellular component: mitochondrion; nucleus; cytosol. Gene Ontology annotation, biological process: [2Fe-2S] cluster assembly.